UCCAAAUUCGAAAAGAUGAACGAAGUGAAAACUCGCGUUGUAGAUGGCACGAAUUGUUCGAAGCAAUUAAAGUUUGGCGUAGAGCGUAUACUCUCGGAUGAAAUUUCGUCGAAGAAGUCAGAUAUACUUAGGCCGCUUCCGGUACAAUUUUCCACGGUGCGGUGUCCUUGUCCCGGAAGUUGCGUCAGGUGCGAAGCCCUUCGACUUUGUCCCCCGUUCUCCUACAUUCAAACCUCGAUUUCUGGAAACUACGGGAGCACCAAUCAUGGAAACGGGGUGGUAGAAAAUUAUUCGAGCAUCUAUAGACCUGCUCCACUUCGACCUGUCCCCAGAGUACCGAUAUCGUCCCCCAGCACAUCGACCAAUCAAUCGGAGACCAACACGAGGAGGAAAAGAUCGUGGUCGAGGGCCGUGUUCAGCUCUUUGCAACGGAAAGGGUUGGAGAGGAGAUUCUCUCUGCAAAAAUACAUCACGAAGCCCGAUAGGCGACAACUCGCGGCCACUCUGGGCCUUACGGAUGCACAGGUUAAGGUCUGGUUUCAAAAUCGUCGAAUGAAAUGGCGGCACACGAAAGAGAGCGAAGACUGUGCUCUGACGAACUCUGAUUCUCAGAAGGAAUCGCCUAGGAAAGUGGUAAAGGACAGUGCAAAGAGUGCAACAACUGAAAAGACUGUUUCAGAGGACGAAGAGGAUGUCGAGAUCGAAGUUGACGUUUAA
Molecule: messenger RNA, 717 nt
Organism: Eufriesea mexicana
Lineage: Eukaryota; Metazoa; Arthropoda; Insecta; Hymenoptera; Apidae
Product: H2.0-like homeobox protein
Exons: 4
Coding region: 16-717 (233 amino acids)
Biological process (GO): regulation of DNA-templated transcription
Molecular function (GO): DNA-binding transcription factor activity, RNA polymerase II-specific; sequence-specific DNA binding
Source: RefSeq, a predicted model, not a curated record